AUGGCUGGUGCUCGUGUGAUCGUGACUGAGAUUGAUCCAAUCUGUGCUCUCCAGGCGCUUGUGGAGGGUCUCCAGGUUCUCACCCUCCAGGAUGUCGUCUCUGAAGCUGAUAUCUUUGUGACCACCACUGGCAACAAGGACGUGAUCAUGGUUACCCACAUGAAGAAGAUGAAGAACAACGCGAUUGUUUGCAACGUUGGCCACUUCGACAAUGAAAUUGACAUGCACGGGCUUGAGACGUACCCUGGUGUGAAGAGAAUCACCAUCAAACCUCAGACCGACAGGUUCGUGUUCCCGGAGACCAACCGUGGCGUCAUUGUUUUGGGCGAGGGGCGUCUCAUGAACCUGGGUUGUGCCAGCGGACACCCUAGUUUCGUGCUGUCCUGCUCCUUAACCAACCAACUCAUUGCCCAGCUGGAGCUGUGGAAGGAGAAGAGCAGUGGCAAGUACGAGAAUAAUAAGGUUUACCUCUUGCCCAAGCACCUGGAUGAGAAGGUAGCUGCCCUUCAUCUUGGGAAGCUCGGUGCCAAGCUCACUAAACUUAGCCCCGACCAAGCUGCUUACAUUAGUGUUCCAGUUCAGGGUCCUUACAAGCCUCCUCACUACAGGAAAGUCAGGCGCAAAGAAACGAAGCCUAAUGCUAGCAAAGAGACUGAUACUGUGAAUAAAGAAACCAAGACUAAAACCUCAGAUGGAGAGGCUAAAAAAGAUGAAGAGAAGGGGCUUGUUUUGAUGCAUUAUGCACACCAACCCGAUUUUAAGCACGGCUUAAUCAAAGGCUCUAUGCGAACUCAAAGGCGUAAAAUUGUUAUUGAGAAACUGUUUCAAGCAAAUGCAGCCGGCUAG
Ipomoea triloba (trilobed morning glory) is the source of this 846-nucleotide messenger RNA. Its product is annotated as adenosylhomocysteinase-like. Gene Ontology annotation, cellular component: cytosol; membrane. Bases 1 to 846 code for a protein of 281 amino acids. The record is from RefSeq and is a predicted model, not a curated record. Lineage: Eukaryota; Viridiplantae; Streptophyta; Magnoliopsida; Solanales; Convolvulaceae. Gene Ontology annotation, molecular function: adenosylhomocysteinase activity. Gene Ontology annotation, biological process: L-methionine cycle. The transcript has 2 exons.